AAGUGCGAAGAAACAGCAAAUAAGCAUAAAAAAGUCGUCAAGUAUAAAAGCAAGAGUCAUUAGUCCCCAACUUUCAACCUUCCAACUUUUAACACAAAAAGGCUACGGAGCAACGAAUGGGGCAUCAGAAUCAUAAUCUCCAUCACCCUCACCCAUACAACAUCAAACUUCUCCAUUCCUCACUUCUCCCAUUUUCCAAACCGUAAUUCACGCUCUCUCUCUCUCUCCGGUUCGGUUCUUCUCUAGGGUUUUACUUUGGCUGCUUCUCUGCUUUGCUUUGCUCUUCUACGAGUUGAAGUAAAAUGUGCAUUUGAAAGUGUGAAUUUUUGAGGUGAGGUAUUAGCUGACUGAAAGAAAUGGAGAAGAUGAGGAGUUGGUUCAGUAAGUUCAAGUCGAAAGACAAGUCAAAGCCUUCAAAGAGCAAUGAAACCACAGGGAAUGGGAAGGAGGUGUUGAAAGUGCCGACGAGUGAGGAAGUGCCUUCGAAUGUGACAAAGCAAAAGGUUGCUGCUGCAAAGCAGUAUAUCGAAAACCACUACAAGAAGCAGAUGAAGAGUCUGCAGGAGAGGAAGGAGCGACGCCAUGUACUUGAAAAGAAGUUGGCUGAUGCUGAGGUCUCUGAGGAAGAGCAGAACAACUUGCUAAAGUUUUUGGAGAAAAAGGAAACGGAAUAUAUGCGACUUCAAAGGCACAAGAUGGGUGCUGAUGAUUUUGAGCCAUUAACGAUGAUAGGGAAGGGCGCAUUUGGAGAGGUUAGAAUCUGCAGGGAAAAGGCAACUAGUCAUGUAUACGCUAUGAAGAAGCUUAAGAAAUCAGAGAUGCUUCGCAGGGGCCAGGUUGAACAUGUGAAAGCUGAGAGGAAUCUACUUGCAGAGGUUGAUAGCAAUUGCAUCGUUAAGCUCUACUGUUCCUUCCAAGAUGAGGAGUAUUUAUAUCUCAUUAUGGAAUAUCUACCUGGUGGAGAUAUGAUGACUUUAUUGAUGCGCAAAGAUACACUGACAGAGGAUGAAGCCAGGUUUUAUGUCGGGGAAACGGUCCUAGCUAUUGAGUCCAUCCAUAAACAUAAUUAUAUUCAUAGAGAUAUCAAGCCAGAUAACUUGCUACUCGAUAGACAUGGUCACAUGAAAUUAUCAGAUUUUGGAUUAUGUAAACCACUAGACUGCAGUAAUCUCCAAGAAAAGGAUUUUUCUCUUGGAAACAACCUUAGUGGGGCUCUUCAGAGUGAUGGACGUCCUGUGGCACCAAAACGCACACAACAGGAGCAACUUCAGCAUUGGCAGAGGAACAGGCGAAUGCUCGCUUAUUCUACUGUUGGAACACCUGAUUAUAUUGCCCCAGAAGUUUUGCUGAAGAAAGGAUAUGGGAUGGAAUGUGAUUGGUGGUCUCUUGGUGCUAUCAUGUAUGAAAUGCUCGUGGGAUAUCCACCUUUUUAUUCAGAUGAACCUAUGUCAACUUGUAGGAAGAUAGUUAAUUGGAGAACUCAUUUGAAAUUUCCAGAAGAAGCAAAACUGUCUCCAGAAGCAAAGGAUCUGAUAAGUAGACUGUUAUGUAAUGUUGACCAGAGGCUUGGAACAAAAGGCGCAGAUGAAAUAAAGGCCCAUCCAUGGUUCAAAGGCAUUGAAUGGGACAAAUUGUAUCAAAUGAAAGCGGCAUUUAUUCCUGAGGUCAAUGAUGAAUUGGAUACUCAAAACUUUGAGAAAUUUGAAGAGGCUGACAACCAAAUCCAAACUUCUUCAAAAGCAGGUCCAUGGAGAAAGAUGCUGUCAUCUAAGGAUAUCAACUUUGUUGGUUACACAUACAAGAACUUUGAAAUUGUAAAUGACCAUCAAUUACCUGGGAUUGCUGAAUUAAAGAAGAAGAGCACAAAAACAAAGAGGCCGUCCAUCAAGUCCCUUUUUGAUGACGAGUCAGCCAAGGCUGCCAGUCAAACUGUUCAGGGGAGCUUUAUGAACCUCUUGCCUCCCAAAGUAGAAGUUCCUGAGAAACAGGACAAUCCUAAUAAGCUGCACUAAUUUUUUUCACGUAACAUCUGAUGGCCAUUGGAUCCAAUAAAAGAUCCGCUUUGUUCUUUGGUGAAUGGCUUUUGUUUUACUGAUUCCUGCAUUUGGUUAUUUUAGAGUGAGUUUUUGGGGCAAAGGCUCCAGACGAGUGGUUUGGUCUCUGUAAAAUGGCUUCUGGAAAUAUAUAUAUAUUCUUUGAGAACUCGUGUAUUCUUUUCCCUUUUACCUUCCUCUGUAGAGCUGGGAAAAAAAUCCGGUGUAUAAUACCAGCAUCAUUAUUUAUGUAAUUAACUUACUGUUAGUAUUGGUGAUAGUUGUACUGUUUCCAUAUGAGGGGGGAAAAAAAGAUUUUAAUUGAUAUAA
Molecule: messenger RNA, 2363 nt
Organism: Quercus robur (English oak)
Lineage: Eukaryota; Viridiplantae; Streptophyta; Magnoliopsida; Fagales; Fagaceae
Biological process (GO): peptidyl-serine phosphorylation; intracellular signal transduction
Molecular function (GO): protein serine/threonine kinase activity; ATP binding
Source: RefSeq, a predicted model, not a curated record